UGUUCGGUGUCUGGUUACCUGGCUGCUGGAGUAAGCAGAGGCGUGCAAGUAACGGCUGAAGAGCUGAACGCUGCAUCCGCUGGGCUGAACGUUGUCCCCAGGGCUGGAGUACUACAGCUGUGUUAGGAGGCUUGGAUUUCUCCGCUGAAUUGAUUAUAAUCGAGAAAUCAUGUUCAUUGACUCGCAUGCCACGGCUCUUAAUACUCUGGAGCAGUUAAUUCCAGAACUGAGUGUACUGCUGAAACUGCUGGAUCACGAGUACCUGAGUGCGACAACCCAGGAGAAGAAGAUUGCGGUCAGCAACCUGCUGAAGAAACUACAGCCUGAUGCAGGUCAUGAGACAGACUAUAUGUACAUGAACACCUCUGCCUUCCGCAAUGGCACCAGUUUUGUGGAAUCACUGUUCGAUGAGUUUGACUGUGACCUGCGGGACCUUAAAGACAUGUCAGAAGAAAGUAAAGAUGACAGUGAGACUCCCGAUUCAGAAACCGUGCAGACUAAAACAGCUACAGCAGACACCCCUCCACCACCACUGCCUACGACUCCACCACCGGAAGAUUACUAUGAAGAAGCUGUACCGCUGGGUCCAGGAAAAGUGACGGAGUACAUCGUUUCACGGAAUAGCUCUAGUCCACCAAACUCCAUAGAAGAUGGGUAUUACGAAGAUGCAGACAACAACUACCCAACAACAAGAAUCAAUGACGAGCAGAAAGACUCCUACAAUGACUCUGAUGCCAUGAGCAGCUCCUAUGAGUCGUAUGAUGAAGAGGAAGAAGAUGGGAAGGGUCAACGCUUAACUCACCAGUGGCCAUCAGAAGAGUCAUCCAUGAACCAGGUUAAGGACUGUCGGAUUUGUGCUUUUCUGCUGCGCAAAAAGCGAUUUGGACAGUGGGCAAAACAGCUAACUGUAAUUAAGGAUAACAAACUCAUGUGCUACAAGAGAUCAAAAGAUGUACAGCCGAAUCUGGAACUGGCUCUUCAUGCCUGCAGUGUCACAUAUGUGCCAAAAGAUGGGCGGCGAAAAAAGCACGAGCUACGGUUCUCCAUGGCUGGUACUGAGACCCAAGUACUGGCAGUGCAGAGCAAAGAGCAGGCAGAGGAGUGGUUGAAGGUAAUAAAGGAGGUCAGCCACCAAGGCAAUUGCUCUGUUAGAGUUGAAUGUUCCAGAUCUCCUGUUCUGCACCACAAGCUGGAUUUGGAUAAGAGAUUAUCACAAGAAAAACAGACCUCUGACUCUGACAGUGCAGUAACUGCAGAAAAUGGAUCACCAGGUUCUGGAAGAGAGAGCAGGGAACUUGGAAAAGGAAAAAAGUGUGGACUGGCUGAGCUGAAGGGGUCUGUCAGCCGGGCAGCUGGGAGGAAGAUCACACGUAUCAUCAGUUUCUCAAAGAAGAAGCAUCCAACACAAGAAGACACCCAGACAUCAUCCACAGAGGAAGAUAUUCCAUGUUGCGGAUAUUUGAAUGUAUUGAUGAACCAGUGCUGGAAGGAGAGAUGGUGUCGGCUGAAGGGAAAUGUAUUGUAUUUUCACAAGGACAGGACAGACCUCAGGACACAUGUCAACUCGAUUGUUCUAAAGGGCUGUGAAGUGAAACCAGGCCUGGGUGCCAAACAUCCAUUUGGCUUCCGACUCUUAAGGCAUGGUCAGGAUGUGUCUGUCCUUGAGGCAAGUUCUUCAGAAGAAAUGGGUCGCUGGUUAGGGCUGCUCUUAGCUGAGACUGGUUCCAAUGCAGAUCCAGCGUCACUGCACUACGAUUAUGUGGAUGUAGAUACAAUAGCCAACAUUGUCAAUGCCGUCCGUCAUUCUUUCUUAUGGGCAACUUCAUCUCAGAGCAGUGGAGCAGACUUCAGGAUGUAUGAUGAGGUACCUUAUGAGAAAAUUCAGGUCGAAGAGCAAAAGCGUCCUGGAUCAGCACAGGUGAAGCGUCAUGCAUCCCUACAUAAUGAAAAGUGUCAUCGGGUGGACCCUCAAGUCAAGGUCAAACGUCACGGCUCAAAUGCCAAUCAGUACAAAUAUGGGAAGAACCGGGCUGUGGAGGAUGCAAAAAAAUAUCUGUGUGAGAAGAACAACUUGGAGGAAGAGAAGGCUAGAAUUCGCAAUGAACUUUUGACUCUGAGAAAAGAGAAGAAAGAACUGAAAGAGGCAGUGAAGACUUGUGAAGGAAAGAAACAGAAGGCAUUAGAGGAAAGAAUUGCAAACCUGGAAGAGCAGUGCAGAAAGAAGGAGGCUGAACGUGUGGAUUUGGAGCUCAAGUUGACCGAAGUAAAGGAGAGUCUGAAGAAGUCCUUGGCAGGUGGACCAGCACUGGGACUAUCACUGAAUGAUAAAACAGAGGCUGUGCAAAACACUAGAGCACACACUGAGAGUAACAGUACUGAGCUUUCCCCUGCUGUUAACAGUGCUUCACAGCUGAAGAACAGACCACCCUCCAUUGUGGUAUCCAGUAAAGGCAAUGUACUACAGAAAGCCAAGGAAUGGGAAAAGAAGACAACAUAAACAAGCCUUGAACUUGACACUACAGUGGAACAUGGUUACAUGGAGGAAACUCGUGUUUUCUUUGAGUGCUUGGCGAACAUGUGUGGGACUGGCAUUUGAGUGCUUCGCAGGGAGUGCUGGGGAUUUGAAACAGGGAGGGAUGUAGAUACUGUGAAUGUUCGAAGUCUGUUGCGAGAGCUGUAUGGUUAGUGUCAUUCAUGAGAUUUCAUGGAGUUUGUGUGCCUGCACUAUGGAGUUCUGUGGAAGUGGAGAUCAGUACUUGUUAACUAUGGUGAUUCCUUUCUUGGAAAACUUGGAAUUUUCUGUAUUCAUGGAAGCAAAACCACUUCUAAGGGAUUUCAGCUUUGUUCUCGUUGUUCUGAUCCAUCACCUAAAAGGCUGUAUUGUAACACUCAACAAGGAACAGAAUUUUUUUGCGUACACAAAAUCUGCAGACAUAAAUUGCAACACACCCAUGGAUUGCUUUAGUCAGUGUGCAAAAGGUGAUUAUGAUUAUAUUCCAGAAGAAUGCAGUACAUACAUACUUUAUAGGAUUUUAAACAUUACAAAGAAAAGAGCAAACAGAGACCUGAAAAUGUUCAGUGUAGUACUUUUUGAUGUGGUUUUGAAGCACAUCUCUGCAUUUUUCAAAGGAAAUACAUGUUAUGCAUCCUUGGUGUGUGUGUGUGUGUGUGUGUGUGUGUGUGUGUGUG
Messenger RNA from Protopterus annectens (West African lungfish), 3189 nucleotides. It is a transcript of the gene AFAP1L1, whose product is annotated as actin filament associated protein 1 like 1. Gene Ontology annotation, cellular component: cytosol. Gene Ontology annotation, molecular function: SH3 domain binding. The record is from RefSeq and is a predicted model, not a curated record. The transcript is spliced from 19 exons. The coding region runs from base 170 to 2497 and encodes 775 amino acids. Lineage: Eukaryota; Metazoa; Chordata; Ceratodontiformes; Protopteridae.